Messenger RNA from Sitophilus oryzae (rice weevil), 1894 nucleotides. Its product is annotated as lachesin-like. The transcript is spliced from 9 exons. Bases 162 to 1493 code for a protein of 443 amino acids. NCBI's taxonomy places the organism in Eukaryota, Metazoa, Arthropoda, Insecta, Coleoptera, Curculionidae. The record is from RefSeq and is a predicted model, not a curated record. Gene Ontology annotation, cellular component: neuron projection.
CCAGCCAAGUCCUAUAUCUCCGGCUCGCGCUCCACCACUUUACGUGGCCGAUCCGAUUUUUUCAACUCGAAUUUUUCGCUCCUUUUUGUGCUAAGUUUUCCACUCUGAUUCGGCAGUUAUAGAAUGCGAGCAAGAGUCAACGGAAGUUAUUGUAAUGGAAAAUGGAACCUUUAAAUAGACACUAUUUCCUUAGGCUUCAAGAUAUGACAGCAACGCAAGCGUUUUUUCUUUUUUGCACUCUAUUGCAGCCCAUCCUCACUGAAGGUCAGAUGCCAGAGCUGGAGCCCGAAUUUCUGGCUCCCUUGGAAAAUCAUACAGUCACUCAAGGCAGGGACAUCUUCUUUACUUGCGUUGUCAACCACUUGUCUACUUACAAGGUUGCUUGGAUAAAAUCAGAUACGAAAGCUAUUCUGGCAAUACACACCCACAUGGUAGCCCAAAAUCCACGACUGUCUGUAACCCAUAAUGGGCACAACACUUGGAAGCUUCAUGUGUCAAACGUUCAAAAAAAUGACUCGGGAACAUACAUGUGCCAAAUUAACACGGAUCCUAUGAGGAGCCAAAUGGGGUUGUUAGAGGUGGUCAUACCUCCGGAUAUUCUACCAGACAACGAAUCUGCUGAAGGUUCUGGAAUGGCUAUCGAAGGAGGUACCAUUAGAUUGCGAUGCAAAGCUAUAGGGAUACCAGAACCCACAGUCAGCUGGAAAAGAGAGGAUGGAAGGAAUAUCAUCUUACGUCACGAUGGUGGUAGAGAGAAAGCUGUAAAGAGUUUCGAUGGCGAGACACUAAUUCUAACUAACGUGCAAAGAACUGAUAUGGGGAUAUACUUAUGCAUUGCCAAGAAUGGAGUGCCUCCACUGGUCAGCAAGCGAUUUGAGGUUAUCGUACAUUUCCACCCUCUUAUAAGCGUGACGAAUCAACUGCUGGCCUCGCCGAUUGCCCGAGACGUCGUAAUGCAGUGCGAGGUCCAGGCAUCCCCGAAAGCCAUGAACCAUUGGAUGCGGGACACCGGAGAGAAAAUAAUACCAAACGAGAAGUAUGUAAUGGAGGAGAUUCCAAAAAACGAAUAUUCCUUGCAAAUGAAUUUGAGGAUUUGUAACAUAGAAAGAAGAGAUAUUGGUGGCUACAUAUGUACGUCUUCGAACGCGUUAGGAAAAGCUGAAGGGACCGUACGGUUACAAGAGAUACAUUUGCCGUUAGAGACGACAACAACGACAACAACGCCAAGAUACAUGGUCACGAAAUCUCAUAAACCAUUAGUCAAGGAAAAACCAAUGAAGCCAAAAAGUGGAAAAGCCAGAAAGAAGGAGCUGGAAGGCAAAAACGACGAAAAACAGUUACCGAGUCCUGAAAUUAAACUGAUCACACCAGCGAUUACAACCACAACCACUCAAACGCCAUCUAUUAUCCUGCAACAGAGAAAUGGCUCCUCGAAAAGGGUUCUAUAUCAUAUCUAUAUCUAUAUUUUCUUUGCGAUCGUUAUUUUUGAAUGACACGUGAUCCUAGACAAUAGUUUAUAAAGUAUGUUAAAUAAAAAUGUAAAUACUCGGUUAUUUUCUGAAGGUUUUUACCACAUUAUAACGAAAAAAAUAACAAGAAACAUUCCAUUCGUUUUUCUGGAACUUGACAUAUAAAAUAUAUCUAUCAUAUUGUCUUCCCUUUAAUUUUAAUAUGGAAAGUAUUCCUUUAAUUUAAAUAUGGGGUAAUCAAAUUACCUUCGUUAACAGUACAGGGUAUAUUUUUGUUUUAUAAUUAAAACUUUAUGUAAUUUAAUUCCAGGAAGGUGUAUUUUGUAGAGUUAUCUUAUUAAUCUGCUCAAAUCAUUUCAAGUCGUCAUGUUAAGAAUUGCCGAUAUAUGACACGGCUGUUUUUCAAAAGUGACUAUAACUAUUUU